UAUAAAUUACACAACUGUAAAACUGAAACCAGUUAAUUUAUUGAUGCAAACAUGCUAAGACAUUCCCUACUACUGUUGUUUAUCCUAGUACGAUUCCGAACAUCUACCGGUGCCGAUGUCAUUACCGGAACAGUGAAGUACUAUAUUUUCAACAGUCAGCUGCAACGUUUAGUGGAGCUAUCAAGCAACGACAGUGACUUCACCCGGAACGGAUGUGACCCGAGCGGAAAGUUUACAGUUGUCGUGCACGGUUGGCGGGAAGGAACCGACACCGAAUGGGUACCGGACGUGAUGACAAACAUGACGGCCUACCGGGGUGGAUGUGUCAUGUUUAUGAGCUACGGUAACAACAAUCACCAGAUGGACUAUUUCAAUGAACUUGUGCCCCAUUUUGAUGAGUUGGCUAGUAAUCUGACUAAUCAUUACCGUCGGUUGGAGGCGUUCGGUUUCAAUCCGGCCGAUGGUCUUGUGUUUGGGUUCAGUUUCGGUUCGCAGCUGGCGUUCGAAUCUGGAAGCAAUUACGGAGUUAGAAAACUUGGACGCAUUGAUGCAUGUGACCCAGCCGGUCCGGGUUUCGAUGGUAAUAGUAAACGUUCCUCGCUGGACCCAACGGCGGCAGCUCAGAAGGUUCAGUGCAUUCAUACCAGCUCGAACUAUGGAACCAGUCAGCGAAAUUGCCACGUCAACUGGAACAUGGGACAGUGCGGUAAGGAACAGGUCGGUGCCGGUCCAUUCCCUAAGGGAUCGCACGGGUUGUGUCCUUACUUUUACGCCAGUGCCUUCACGCACAGCUUCUUUGCAGUUCCAAAACCGAAGGAAUGUAGCUCGAAACGGUACACCGAUAUUUGGCCGUCUGGCUACAAGAUGGGCUACUUCAGCGGUUCGAAUUGUUCAUUUCAAGGAGAGCUUUUCUCACCAACUACCAAGUUUUACCCCUACAAUGACCCAUAUCCAGCAAUUUGAAUACUUUAAUUCUUCAAGUUAUUAUUAUUUAUUAACUUUAAGAUUUGAUACAUUCAAACUAGCCGUUGUGCCAUAAUAUCCUAAACUGUUUCGCAUAACUGAUAGGUUUGUAAUUUAAAAAUAAAUAGAAUAUUCUGGUACAAUGUGCUUAUAGUUGUUC
Sabethes cyaneus is the source of this 1123-nucleotide messenger RNA. Its product is annotated as lipase member H-like. Gene Ontology annotation, molecular function: lipase activity. Bases 52 to 963 code for a protein of 303 amino acids. The record is from RefSeq and is a predicted model, not a curated record. The transcript is spliced from 4 exons. NCBI's taxonomy places the organism in Eukaryota, Metazoa, Arthropoda, Insecta, Diptera, Culicidae.